AUGUCCUCCACUCUGCCCUACGAGCUUGUGGAGCACAUCAUCAGCGAAGUCUCGCACUUCCCAACUCUCAAAUCCUGUUGUUUGGCUGGGUCUACCUUCGUUCAGCCUUGCCAACGCCGACUCCAUACAAAGAUCCUCCUCAACUUUGCCAUGAAAGAGCAGGCUCGUGCUCGAACCGCCUCCAAGGUUGUAGAACACUUUGACGAGUCCCCUCACCUUGCGGCCUAUGUGACCAGACUCGAGCUCGAUAAUAUCCAAGACUCUCAUCCAAUACGCGACGUCAUACGCGUCUUACGCCUUCUCACAAACAUCAAACACCUCAGCAUCGCUGUUUCAGAGGAUUGCAAGCACAACUGGAAUGAUCUACCCAAGAAAGUUACUUCUACAAUCUUCAGUUGGGUCGAGCAGCUUUCCGGGGCACUCGACACUCUUGUGUUGUUGCGACUGAAGAUGAUACCACUCCCGAUCAUGCUACGAAUGGUUACAAUGACCCGAUCAUUGACCAUCACAUACGGUAGUGUGGAAGGAGUCUCCAAAUCAGCGCCCUCGUUACCUGCCGUAAAAACGGAGCUCCACCAUCUCGAUUUUUCGCAUAGUCCAAGUCUUGGACCGCUCAUUCUCCGACGAGAAUAUCGAACUCUGGCCAACCAUAUUCGCUCUCUUGUCGCCCAACCGUUGAACGCUGACACCGUCACCUUAUGUGCUCUCACUGCUCGGAAUCUGGAGCGCCUUCGCGUUACAUUCACAAACGUCAACCAAGUCCCGCCCUCCAUUUUCCCCUCCCAUUACCCGAAUCUAACCCAUCUUCGACUGACCAUUCAUUCUCACCCGAUGAAUGAUAAUCUUGUCUCCAACUUCUCGUUCUCUCCGCUCCUCCGUGUCGCCUUAGACCCCGCUUCCACCCGCGGGUUCCGGUCCUUGACUUUCUAUAUCAUCACGCAUGUCGACGCUCAUUACCGCUCUCGUCGAUUUGCGCGCUACACAUUUCCCAAAGCCAUCGCAAUGAUGCGCUUGGACAGUCUCCUUGAGCGGCAUCCAAUGGUAAAGUCUGUCAAGUGUUUUGCCGCGUUCGACUCCCGCGACGACCCGAUCCAAUGCUUUGAGCCCUUCGCAGCAGCCGUGAGGCAACAGCUUCCUGGGGUCUCGGCAAAGGGAAUGCUCAAUAUAGUCGCAGCACCGACUCUGGUUUGA
Mycena indigotica is the source of this 1191-nucleotide messenger RNA. RefSeq lists its product as uncharacterized. The coding region runs from base 1 to 1191 and encodes 396 amino acids. Lineage: Eukaryota; Fungi; Basidiomycota; Agaricomycetes; Agaricales; Mycenaceae. The transcript is spliced from 3 exons. The record is from RefSeq and is a predicted model, not a curated record.